GUUCUGCGACCUCAUACGUUUGCCUCGAGUGCCACACGACGCAUGUCGCGUCACCUCUCAAAAUGUUAUCGAAAAUUUUGUUAUUUUUCGUCAUAGUCAACUUUGUAUCGGAUUAUUCAUAUGGUCAAAGAGACAAAAAGUUCUUUCGCAAAGAUUACAAGUAUUUAGAAGCAGUUGAAGGCUUCUAUAAGAUCCACACGUUACAUAAAACUUGGUCCGAAGCGAAGCGAGUGUGUGCGUUAGAAGGAGCUAGUUUAUUAUAUCCAGAAAACGAUGAUGAGGCCCACGCUGUGCUUUCGUUCUGGAACGCUACCCAACCGUACCGUUGGGUGUACGUGGGGAUAUCGGAUUUAAUCGUAAAAGGAGUUUUUGAGACUAUUGACGGUCUUCCAGUAUCAGAUGUGUACAACAAUUGGGGUCCAGGGGAACCGAAUGAUGCUGGUGGGAUCGAAGACUGCGUGAAACUGAGACAAGAUGGCACCCUCAAUGAUGACCAAUGCAAUAAGAAGUUCCCUUUUAUAUGCAAAAAGAGCUUACAAUCUUUGGAAUGGAACAUGAAAUGCAAUUUUCCUAACUUAGGACUCGCGUCAGGACUCGCGUCAGGACUCGCGUCAGGACUCGCGUCAGGACACGUGACCUGA
Molecule: messenger RNA, 641 nt
Organism: Spodoptera litura
Lineage: Eukaryota; Metazoa; Arthropoda; Insecta; Lepidoptera; Noctuidae
Product: macrophage mannose receptor 1-like
Source: RefSeq, a predicted model, not a curated record